Amoebophrya sp. A120 is the source of this 6900-nucleotide messenger RNA. The record is from the annotation of a GenBank genome assembly. NCBI's taxonomy places the organism in Eukaryota, Dinophyceae, Syndiniales, Amoebophryaceae.
GGAAGAGUUGUUGUCGUUGGGGCCUCGUUAUGAAUUGCAAAAGUACUAUCGCACACGUACUAAUCGCAGUCAUGCAACAAGACAAGUUUCUUUUCCAAGCUAGAUCAGCAUGAGAAAUUGCAUUUGUCAUGUUGAGCUAAUUUGUAUUGCAAUACUACGAGCACGAUACUUUUGCAUUGCAUGCUUGUCCUCCUCCUCGGGAUCAUCCUCCAGCGCGCCAGACUACAGUUUCCUACCGUCCCUGCGCAGCGAGGGAAGUGCUGUAGCAGGGGCGGUGACGACUUCGGCUACGAUGAGCGCUCAACGAGUUGUACUACAACAACCCGAGGGGGAAACGACCAGCGGGGGUGACAUAUUAGAAGUAGCGGCGGAGAACGUCGUAGAGCUGCAUCCAGACGACGGCGAGAAUGAUGUUGAUAUUCGAGAGCAAGAAACGCAGAAUCGUCAAGAACAAGACAUUCUUGGCGAUGAAACGAUCGGAAAAAAUCACACAGUGAAACAACAAUUAAUGCUACCUCGAGAUCAUGGACAGGAAGGUAAUCAUCGUGAGAAGAGGACCAUUGCACCGUUGGGUCUUGUUUCAGGACCUGCUACCGCAUCACCAUCUUUGCUAGGUGACGAUGUUGACGACCAGGAGGAGUUAUUUUCCGCCAGGCAAGAAAUAAACUAUAACCAGCACACAACCGCAGAACCUUCUCUCGUCGACGACGUCCCACCCAACAGAACCGCACUGCCUUUACUUUCGCACCGAUCGCCGAGAGAAGCCGCGGGAGCCAUCAGGAAGAUCGCAGACACUCACGACGAAGUAGAGCAGCACGAAGAUCAUGUGGGCGGGGAGCAGUUGUACCGGCGCCGGAACCUGCAUAAAAAUCCCUCGUCGUCUCGAGGCAGGACGAGCGACAACAACCUCCUGACAGCACGACCAGACCGCAUCAUCCUAACCGUGGACCAACUCGAGCAGCUCGUGCUGUUUCCCCGCUCCCUAUUAGAGUGCACAACUACUACAACUCUCUCGCCCCCUCAUUCGUAUCUAUAAUGGUAGGCGGGUGUUGUUGAAGAACAGCUCCUAUACAGACGCCGGCACAUCGACAUCGACAUCAACACGUGGAGCCUGUGCAUGACAUUUGCAUGCGGCGAAUGCGAUACUACUUAUUUGCGGUUCUGGACUUUGUCACGCAAUAAACAGUGCCGCAAGGAGGUAAGUAGCAGCUGGAUUCCUGGGUUUUGCAUGAGGACGAUGAAUGAGGCGGAGAGGCGGGGGAUUUGUGUACUGUCAUACUUUAUCGAGAUUCACGCAAAGAAGGACAUUGUCAAUUGGCGGGUGGUCCUCUCUUGGUUCCCGGAGCCCGACCUGCACCAGAGAAACAAAACGUACGUAUCAAAUGUAAAAAUGUCUGGGUCUGGAAGAAUGCAAGUUUGUCAUGCUUGUCUGGCAUGACUCAUAAAUCUGUAAUGCAUGAGCAGGAAAGAAAUGGCCUCUUGCCUGUCAUGCAAAAACGCAGUUUGUCAUGCGGAAAACGAAGCACAGUAGUAGUUGAAAAAUUUGUCAUGCUUGGCUGCGUAUUGCAGUCCGCCCACCAGUCACAUUUUAGCAUCACAAGUUUCCAGACCCAGACAUUUUUACAUUUGGUAGUACGCAACGUUAGACGAUCUCGCGCAGGAGAAAAAAAUCCUGGACCUCCGUACCGAAGCCGGCUCCGUGGAACUGUCUGCGCGGAAACGCAGGAGAUUUCUGGAUCGGGAUCAUGUUGUUGAUGGUAGCGAUCAUUUUAGAAACAGCACAGUACGAACCGGGAACAAAAUGUUGAGGCCACGAGGACCCCUUUUCGGCGCUGGGGGCCGCGGGGGCGCGCAUGAUUUUUCACCCGUGUCGCCACAGUCGGGUGGCAGCUAUUCGGACUCGACUUCGCCCGACGUCGCUCUUGCUGGCCCAAGCAAUUAUCCGGAAGAUGACUUUCGGGCUUUUUUUGAGCGGGACGCCCGUGCGCCGCCCAGUCCGAUUUUUCUCCAAAUGCGGGGCGAGCGAACCUUCCGGGGCGGGCAUACCGUAUAAAAAAACUGAAGUCUCAGUUUGAGUUUCAAAACUUUGCAGUCUUUACAAGUUCCCUCAGCAUGACUACGCCCAAAAUCUGUGAUGCGUCAGAUGCAAGAGAAAAAACUUAUCAAGUUGAAGUUCCCUUUUCUUGCAUGACGAUCAUGACAAAUAGAUAGCACUGUCUCAAGCUCAAGGAAGUUCCGCAUUACAUACUUACAAGUUGAGACUGAGACAGUUUUUUCUCGCGAUAGGGCAGGGUGCAGCUUUACUGGCGACGAACACGCGGGACUUGAUUCCUAUGGGACUCUCAAUCAAAUGUGAAACUGAUCGCUCUUAGUACGUGAUUUGGCAUGCCGUAGCAUUAUCACCCUUCGACGAUCACGAUCAUGCUGCUUCGCAUGACCGUCAUGUCGCGCCGCACUAAAAAGAAUUGAAAUUAUCUGUUUCAAAUGUGGAAAAUAAAAGCACGACGCUCAUGCGCAAGCUCUUUUGCUACUCUUCUUGCACUUAUGGUAAAUACGCAAGCUCCACCAGCAUCACCAUCACGUAGCUACAAGUGGGACGAGAAUGAGUGUAACUACGUUUGAGAGUCUGAUACUUCCCGACGGCGACCGUUCGAGUACGACAUCUAGUAGUGCCGCGUUUUUAAACAACAAGACAUCUCGAGAGCAGCAGCAGUACAACUUCAAGAAGCUGCAGUUAGAGCAGCAUGCAUCCACCUCCAAUCGCAACCUGGAGGAGGACUCCGCCGGUUCGGUCCAUCAUGAAGGCGGAACAUCGCGGACCAUGCGGUUUCGCAGGACAAGCAAUCCGAGGAAUCUGGCCUGGUGGUCCGGCUCCUCAAGCGCGAGCAACAUGGGAGGUGCAACAGCACAACAGCAGCUUCCAAGAAAUUACAGCAACCCCGCGGCACAACGACAACAGUCGCGGAACAAAAACCUCGCAGAGUACGCCCUGGAUGAGCGCACGCUUUCCCGGAUGACAGUUAUGCAUCCGAAAAAGUAUCGUAUUUUUCGUAUAAAGAGUAGGUAUAAGAAUAGCAAGAGGUCGCAUUUAUCAUUCGCAUUCCGUAUUGCUUAUGUACUUGAUCUGGAAGCUAAGUUGUUUUUACGAGUACUGCUGAGCAGACGAGUACCACGGUUUAUUUCUUCUUGGUUUGUCGUGCAAUGCAAAAUUUAAACUACUGCGAGAACUAGAAGUACGAGUGUACGAUGCUUUCGCACGGGAUGACGGUGAACGCACUCCAGUCCGACAUUUUCGUUAACAACCGUGGCGAGGCAACGCGAAGAAGCCGGCGACGGCCCGCAAGUGCCGUCCGUGGCAAGGCCGCGCCACCGGGUGCAGUUUUCCACAGCAGGAGUUAUGCGACGUCCACCGCGGAUGAAAGGAGUGGAGCGGGGUUUUUCUACGGCUCGUCGGCGACGAGUUCCAGGUCGAGUAGUCGCGAGAUUUUUUCCCAACAACAGCACAACUCCUUCUACUCGACAGAGAUACUACAACGUCAACCACAGCAGGCCCUUGAUCGUGUGCGUCGUGGCGGGGGCACAGGAGGAGUGGUCAGCACUAGUUCAAUACCGAAGAUAUUUUUACCCGGCCAGCACGGUGGACGAACAAGAUCUCGCGGCCCGCCGAGCGUCGGGACGAGCAGGUCCGAGCAGUCGACCGUGGUGAUUGCGCAGCCCGGGGUCCUGGGUGGUGGUUUCUUGCAACAGGGGCGACAAGAGGUGGAAAACGACGAGGAAGAUCUUUCUUUGUCAAAAAGAAGAUUUAGCUUCCCGGGGAGUCUGUUUGGGGCCGCGACGAGUUCGGGAUUGCUCAACAAUUCCAGUCGGUGGUCGCGCUCGCAAAGCCCGGCUGCCUCGGAUGAAAGACGGGUGAUCAAUGACGAGAAUGACUAUGAGCGUUUGAAGAUGCGUGUGGUGAACAACAGCCGUAGCCCGUCUCCGCCCUCUUCGCCUCCACCUGAUGAUGUUAUCGCAGAAAAAGAUCCGAUGACGUUUUCUCACCCCGAAGUAAAACAUCAAGAUGUUGGCGCCCCCGCAGCACCAAGUAGAACCUCCGGGCAAGAACCGCUGCAAUUACACCAGACUUCAGGCACGAUUCCGGGGGGUUCGGAAAAUCCUGGUACUACGACCACCGUGUUUUCAGACGACGAGGAAGCGACGGUAGUAGUCGACGUCGAGCGGAUCAAGAGGCAAACACUUGAUCGUAUACAACGGCCAGUUCCUCCUGCUAGAAGUAGACCGCCCUCGUCGACGCCCACGAUGAAGCCCUCGAGCUCCUCUAUCCUGUGCAAAAUAAACGUCCCCACCCCAGCGUCAAGAUGGGGAUCUCGCAACUCAAAUCCAGAUGCUUUGCACUCACGCAUGACAAGUCGCAGUCCGACCGUAGUGUAGUGCAGGCUGGAAAGGACUACAGCCGCAUUACAAAUCCAUCUGCUUAUCCUGUUUGCAGCAUUACAAAUUCCAAAUCACCACUGGAGGCGCCUAUCAUGGGGAUGUUGCGCGGCAUCACAAAUCGUCCUGUCAUUGCAAAUCUGUGCGACAACUCUGGGGUGGGAACAGUUUUCCUCAGGAUAUCCUCUUCGUCUUCCUCAUCUUUCUACACCGGGACAGUGGACAAGUUGAAAAGCGUCUUUGGAAGUGGUCGCGGGCAAGACAAUGAGGAAGAUGUUGUUGAUCCAGAGACGCGGGGCGAGCAAGAAAAUAUUAAAAGCGCUGUAAUUAUAUCAAGCACGGUAACCCCGGAGUUCACCCUGCGCGGCUGGAACGGUAGCUGGACAAACAUGAGACAGCUCGAGAACGAUGAAAGCCUUGAAAGUAGUAGAGGACAGCACAUCAGUUCUAGCGCAGCUAGCAGUAGUGCCAAUCUCAAUCUUGUUGUUCCAAAUUAUGCGACGGACCCUUGGAACCUGACGAACGCUUUGUCUAAGGUACGAAACGAGAACGGGGGCGGAGCAAAAGAUGACGCAGACGAAAGAGACUUGAAGAAAAAAGUAGAAGGACCAUACGCAGCAAGUCGUGUAAGUGACCGAACGAGACGGAGAGGUCUUCGGGAAAAGGACAGCAGCGGUUCUGUCCACUACACACUUGAACACGGCGGCGCUGUUGACUCUAGUACUGCAAAAGGCGAUAUUAGUGAUAUUCAACUUGUUCACAGUACUUUGAAGACCAAGCAGGAGGAACAAGCUGGAUUACCAACAAGUGAAUCUUCCUUGAUGUUCAGAAACCACGAUGAAAACAAAGCCCGCACGGCAGGCGAUGUCUAUUCUGUCGCAGAAGAACCUCAAGGCGGUCGGGGUUCUUCGAAGAUUUUUGCACAAGAUAACAAUUCUUCAUGGGAAGAUAAAAGUGUCGCUAAUAUCACCAAGAAGCCGAAGCGCAAGAAGAGGAAUUCUUAUGAGGACUGGAAUUCACAGUUUUACAACUGGUCACCCGCACCUACUACGAGGAGCAGUGCGAAUGAGCAGAAGAACAAGCAAAGAAACACUACAACAAUUAUCGCAGAAGGCGAGGACAACUACCUAGACCUUCAAGUCAGGAGGCACAGUCACCACAAGUCAGGAGGCACAGUUGUCACCACCGGUCGUAGUGCUGGUGCCAAUUUCAUUCCCACACUGUCGCCGUACACGACAAGAAUGUCCAGACGAGAGGAACAACGGCAGUUGUACAACAAUAGCGGCUACCAACAUUACCCAAAUUCGGUCUACAGCGGGCCGCAGCCGCUCGUGGAGGACGUUCGGGCAAGCCUGCUUUUCGACCAGCGUGCCCGGAUGAUCGGGGGGUUCGGGGCCCGCGACGAGUUUGUGACGAAGUUUUUUUACCCAAAGCCGUCACUUUUUGCGAAAAAUGGUAUUGUGUACAAGCUCACAGGCGUCCUGGCCCUGCUCCUGGUCGGUCUCUUCAGCUUUGUCACGAUCAGGCUCACAAGGGACCGGCAGUUGAAGGCGUUGCGAACCGCAUCCGAAACCGCGCGGCACUACGGGGAUCGAACCGACGAUGGGCGUAUGCACUGCAAAAGAAUAUACAGUAGUACUUGUAAUCGCAGGAGUUGUCACACGACUAAGAAAUACAAAUUUACUCAGCAUGACAGAUGGAAUUUGUGAUGCUAGAGCAGCUAGUGCUAGUGGUCGAGAUACAACUCGGGGACAACUAGCUCUCACUGUAAUGCAUCAAAAGUGCAAAUAUUUACAUUUAGAAAUACUAUGAGCGCGAUAGUUUUGCAAUGCAUAGGGCGGAAGGCGAAGCAAAAUCACAUCAUUCUGGCGUCGAACCAGUCAUUCUUUUUGGAAGCCGCAACGCUGUACCUGGCCGAGUGGGUCACAACUUUGUUGGUCGCGAAGGUGUUUUUGCUCCUGUUAAUUGCGUAUCAGCAGCAAAAUAAAUGUACUUAAAUGUCUGGCUCUGGCAACAAGAUGCAGAUGUUAGCUAUGCCGGCUUUGCGUGGCCCAUCCCGUUAAGGUCUGAAGUGCGUGGCAUAGCAUGCCAAGUUUUGCGAAAGCCCUGUAAUGCCUUUUCUGUAUGAGAAAUAAUUAUCGUCGAAGGUGGUGGGUAAAGUAAAAGUGAACGGCUAGCUUCUCCUACCUGACUCAUGCAGAUGCAUCAGCAGCACACAUUUUUGCAUGACUGACAGAGAGCAUCACAGGUCGACGCUCCUCCAAAAACCGAGACAUAUUUGCAAUGCAUACUGCGCGGAUCGUGUUUCCACGCAUCGUCGCGUCGACCAAUCCAACGCUGGCUGCAACUUCUAUGGGGUUCUCAAACGUUACAGGGAACGCUGUUACAUGUUGGAUUGUUUGUGAUACAAGAACAAGAGCAUGAGCAAUAAAAGGAAAAGCGAAAGGGGGGAACUUCCGCUGCCUGCAU